AUGGGUCGUGUCAUCAGAGCUCAACGUAAGGGAGCUGGUUCCGUCUUCAAAUCCCACACUCACCACCGCAAAGGUCCGGCUAAGUUCCGGAGCCUCGAUUUCGGCGAGCGAAAUGGAUAUCUCAAAGGAGUCGUGACGGAGAUCAUCCACGAUCCUGGCCGUGGUGCACCGCUUGCUCGCGUCACUUUCCGUCAUCCUUUCCGUUACAAGAAACAGAAGGAGCUUUUCGUCGCCGCCGAAGGUAUGUACACCGGUCAGUUUUUGUACUGUGGUAAGAAAGCUACUCUCGUCGUCGGAAAUGUUCUUCCGCUUAGAUCUAUUCCCGAAGGAGCCGUCGUUUGCAACGUUGAGCAUCAUGUUGGUGAUCGUGGUGUUCUCGCUAGAGCUUCUGGUGAUUACGCCAUUGUUAUUGCUCACAACCCUGACAGUGACACUACUAGGAUCAAGUUGCCAUCGGGAUCGAAGAAGAUUGUCCCGAGUGGAUGCAGGGCAAUGAUUGGACAAGUUGCUGGUGGUGGAAGAACUGAGAAGCCGAUGCUGAAGGCGGGUAACGCGUACCACAAGUACCGUGUGAAGAGAAACUCAUGGCCUAAGGUUCGUGGUGUGGCUAUGAAUCCAGUGGAGCAUCCUCAUGGAGGAGGUAACCAUCAACACAUUGGUCACGCCAGUACUGUUCGUCGUGAUGCACCUCCUGGACAGAAGGUUGGUCUUAUUGCUGCAAGGAGGACUGGUCGUCUCAGGGGUCAAGCUGCUGCUUCUGCAGCCAAGGCUGACUAA
Messenger RNA from Arabis nemorensis, 777 nucleotides. Lineage: Eukaryota; Viridiplantae; Streptophyta; Magnoliopsida; Brassicales; Brassicaceae. The record is from the annotation of a GenBank genome assembly.